AUGGCGAGAUGCGGUCGGAACUUGAGGAAAGUAGCUGAGUGCAUAAAACAGUUACCGUCCACAGCCAACCGGGAUAUCCAGAACAGAAGCAACGUUAGAUACCUUUCAUCAUGCGGGAUCCUGAUGAUGCGUGCGCACCCACUGCUGAGUGCAGCCGUGCUAGGGCGCCCCAUCACACUGCCUUCACGCAGCUUCUUCAACCUCGCAGAUUCCUUCUCCAAGAGGAAGGAGUACUCAGAGAGACGCAUCAUUGGAUAUUCCAUGCAGGAGAUCUAUGAAGUGGUGGCUGAGGUGGAAAACUACCGCCUCUUUGUUCCCUGGUGCAAGAAGUCUGAGGUGGUCUUCAAGAGAUCCGGCUUCUGCAAGGCCAAAUUAACUGUGGGCUUCCCCCCUGUAGUGGAGAACUACACCUCCCUCGUCACUACAGUACGCCCUCACCUGGUCAAGGCAUCGUGCUCGGAGGGUAAACUGUUCAACCACUUGGAGACGAUGUGGCGUUUCAGCCCUGGUCUCCCUGGGUACCCCCGGACCUGCACUGUGGAUUUUGCUAUCUCCUUUGAAUUUCGCUCCCUCAUCCACUCCCAGCUCGCUCACGUGUUCUUCGAUGAGGUGGUGAAGCAGAUGGUUUCUGCGUUCGAGCGGCGUGCCUCCAGUGUUUACGGAGCCGAGACGCCCAUCCCGCGCGAGCUCAUGUUCCACGAGGUCCACCACACGUAGCGACAACCUCCCUCUGCUGCACAAACACGGACCCACAAACAACAACGUCAAAGAGCCCGAAGAGAGACUAUCUGUGUUCCAACUGAAAGUGCCUUUCUCACAACAAUGAAACAAUUUCCUGUGUCAGAUUUUAAAGCUGGUGUGGAUCCUCCAGCUGAUUUUCACCUUGGUGCUAAUGCAGGUUCCUAUAUCAGACCUUGAUCUGGUGGUGAAUCUGAGCCCGCAGGUCAAAUGGAGGCCCCACGGUGCGUCAGGCCAGUGCGUCAUCACUUCUGUACACAUUAGCUAUAGGGAUGCAGGCACACAACUGAAAACGGAGACAAAGCAAUGAUGAGCUGCAACAUACAGAGUCUAUUCAGAUAUUUUAGAUAUUUACUUUUGCACACAGAUUCUCUAACGUUACAUUUAUCUGCACCUAACAGUCUAAGACAUGAAGAUAUUCAGUUUCACACAUGACACAGGAAAGCAAAGAGUUCAGCUGGAGCCAGACAAUGACUGAAAUUAUUCCGGAAGCUGCUGAAUAAUUUAAACCUUUUUUUUUUUUUUUAAGUAAGCUGUGUUUCCACCAGAUGGACCAGAGUGUAGGUUAAGUUCCAGAGGAAAAGGUUUCUGCUUACACUUCUCAAAAGUACAGGAACGUCAGAGGGGAGUGUGGCGUGUGAUUGGUGGCGUACUCUGAAGUACGGAAUUACCACCAACUACUGGACUUUUUUUUUGUGUAUAGUCUAAUGCUAAACCAGCUGUCACCUAUUUAUAAAUGGACUAAUUUGCUGCUAAUCUGUAUGAAGGAACAGUUUAGUUCCUGGAACUCUGGACACUGAAUGGAAAAGCAGCUUUAGAAAGAAAAAAAAAACACAGGCUCCAGCUGCUUGAGUGUGUGUUGUGUUGUGUUUUGUCAAAAUGAUUGUGAAACUGAAGAUUUUUUUGGUCUUGGACUGUUGGUCGCACAGUUGAAGACAUUGCAGUGCACUGUGUCAAAACACGCAGGGCUUUUCUCAAUAUUUACUGACAGAAAUUGAGGAUUGUGAAAGCAAACAUUUAUUGUGGCUAGCCUAGUCUGCUGAUGAGCACCACUUGAACAUUUCUCACCCCGUAUGGUUCUUUUAGUGCAAUGGAAAUGGAAAGGCAGCUUCAUUUAUAUUCCAAACACAGAGGCAAAGAAGAGCAUUAGACCAACAUCACAAUAAAAGCAGAAGAAAUUCACUGAAUAUAUAGCAACGUGACAUGUAAAGUAUAAAAUUAAAAAAAUGAAAGACAUAAAGAAAGAUGAAAAAAGGUCCCAGUGAGAGACAAUACAGGAUGUAGUGACGCCAAAACAAAGUGACGCAGUUUCAGGGAAGCACAAGGUUACUAAUAAUGCCCAGAUGCCGGAAAGCUUUCCUGCCUUCCAAAAUGCACUUUACUGAAGUACAUAGUGUGCACACAGCUGGGACAUACUGUGCCAUAACAUUGCACCUUGAACUCUGACCCUCUCGCUGUAUCUGGCAUGGGAUUGUAGGUCAGAAUGGCCAGAAAAGCACACACAUACUCCGUACCCCCUCUGGAUACUGUAGAACAUCCUGGUAUUUUGGCAUUUAUACUAAAUCUUUUUUCUUUUCUUUUUUUUGUGGCAAAGUCCAUAAUAGUGUAGUAUGAGUAAUGGAAGUCAGAACCAACACCACUGAAAUCCCAUAUCUUUGUACCAAAGGUAGAGCAGAGUCCUGCCAUGUGCCCAUGUUGGGGCACAGAGACUGUUAUGAAUCCCCUGUUUUAACAGAAAUUCUGAAAACAAACCAACAUGUUGUAUCAUGGCCAGCAGAUUAGACACUCGCUGGAUGUCUAACUGCUGACAGACUAAGCUCCUGUGCUGCUUUAUUUUCAGUGUGGAUGGACACUGGAUUUCUAUCAUUACUUAAAUGCUUUUUCAAUUUCAACAGCAGUAGGUGGAGAUAUUUGGGCUUAAGUGUGCAAUAGCAGCAGUGUGUUGUAGUCAUGCCAAAUGCAGCCGAGCAAGUGUGUAAAACCCACUGCUGAUGUCAGGGCCCAAAGCAGCUGCUAGGCAGGAGCCAGGAGCUCCUUUUAUCAAACUAAUGAGAAUUAUUUUUGGUUGUAGUGUUGUUUUUGAUUUAACUCCUGCUGUAUGCAGAUUAGCUAUUAGGAUAUUUUAGAUUUAAAGAAAAGCUUUACAUUACGUGCUCCAAGUGGCUCCAUCUUCAGUCACAGUUCUGAUGUAGUGGACCCUGACUGACCACAACUUCUUUCAAAGUAGCCACUCUCUAAGUGAACAAGUCAUACACUCAUUUAAAGUGUCUCUUUUUUUGUACCAGGCUGUAAACGUGUUUUUGUCCUGCUGUAAAGUUUGUUUUUAACAUUUUUAACAUGGAAGUCUAUGAGGAUUGGCUCACUUCUGGGGCCAGCCUCAAGUGGCCACUACAGGAAAUGCACUGUUAGGCAAUUCAGCUUUGGCUUCAUUCAUCAUCAUCAUGUUAUUAGCAGCCUCCAUAUAUGGUCAUAAAUGUGCUUCAUGUUUGACCUCUGACUGAUGUCAGAGUGGUUCUCCUUCAGUGUUGACCCCUCACAGCCCAGUAAAAAUAAACUAAGAGCAAGCUCUAUGGAGAAUGUAAAGGGGCGUAGCCCUGCACAUGCUGGCUCAGUCACCCCUACUGUUGCUUUGCUUCACACUGGCACCUUUCAGUUAAUUAUGAAUGUGAACCGCGUCCCACCAGCCAAUUGGAAAAGCGAAGCUUGGACUUCUUAAUAGUUUAUUCAGUGGUGUCUGGUUCUGCAGGAUCACGUGUUUGUGUGCAUGUAAGGAUUAUUUAAAGGUAACUUAGUUUGUGCUGAAUUAGCGGUGAUAUGUUUUGUAGGCAAAUACAAAUCAAUAAAAAGGGAAUUGGCUGCAAGUGAAUACAACUGUGCGGCAAGACUUUCUGUUGAUCAUGAAACAAAACCGUGAGAAAAUGAUACUAACCCUGAUAAAUGCUAACCUAAAGAAGAGAAAUUAAAUGUUUAAAUGCAACACAUUGAUUCAGAGAGUGCACCGUGAUCAUUAUUAUUAGCAAACAGCUCAUUGUUCAGUCAGAAAUGGCUUUUACCAUCACACAACCAGCAUGUUACCUGUAGCGGUUUGAUAAAAUGGGGCUCAGAUCAGGAUGUUUCCGUGAUGAGUCUGCUGACCUCAAACCUUCCACCUGUCCAACACACAGCACCCACAGAGUGCCUCCAGACCUGCUGGCAACAUAUUUAUCUUCAUUUAUAAAGGAACAAUAGACUCAUUUUAUCAUAUUUAUUACUUAGUUUAGGUGUAAAUGCAAGCACUUCACUCUGGGAGCCAAUGUUAGCAUUUAGAAGCAGUAUUCCUAAUACAAUGUUGUUUUGCAGCACUGGGGGAACUCCUCCAUCAGUGUUGCUGUAUCAGUAUCGUUAUGUUUAUACACUGCUCUGCAUUUGCCUUUUCUCUGCUUACUAUAACCGCUUUACUGCUUAUGAACGCUAACUAAGGUGGCUUCAUGUGAAGUGUAAGUGUGUAAAUACUAGUUUUAAGAUCACAUUAGAGCUACACACUGCUGUUAAAGAGUAUGAUUAUGGAUUUGUGUCAGCUUGUUUCAUGCAAUGUGGAAAGGACGUUUUGUUUGUGUUGAAAAACAUGGACCGACUGCAUGAUUUAUAAAGUAUUUUUUCUAAAAAA
Molecule: messenger RNA, 4384 nt
Organism: Neolamprologus brichardi
Lineage: Eukaryota; Metazoa; Chordata; Actinopteri; Cichliformes; Cichlidae
Gene: coq10b
Product: coenzyme Q10B
Biological process (GO): cellular respiration
Cellular component (GO): mitochondrion
Molecular function (GO): ubiquinone binding
Source: RefSeq, a predicted model, not a curated record